Saprolegnia parasitica CBS 223.65 is the source of this 500-nucleotide messenger RNA. RefSeq lists its product as hypothetical. The transcript has 3 exons. Lineage: Eukaryota; Oomycota; Saprolegniomycetes; Saprolegniales; Saprolegniaceae. The record is from RefSeq and is a predicted model, not a curated record. Bases 1 to 411 code for a protein of 136 amino acids.
AUGAUUGUCUUUGCGUCCAUCCACGUGUCUCCGCACAGAGUCCUCGCGAGGCGCAACUUCGCGGGUUUCGACACGGAUGAUGCGGUCUUGCUGCGUGCGUCAACAACGACCGCGCGCGCACCCAUGGGCUACACUCUGCAUCGCCUUCCGACCAUUUACGAAGACAGCGCGCACGGACCGCGGGCGUCGACGAGCCCGCUCCAGCGCUACUACGCACGAGCUCCGUCGCCCGAUCUCCUCCAGCGGUCGCCUACCACGGGCGAGACGGCCUUGGCCAAGUCGUAUGCGUUCGUGCUCGAGACGUUCGCUGUCGUGUCCAUCGAGCUACUCAAGCACAUGGCGCUACGCCUCGCAGUCGCGUCCGCCGCGCUCGUGCUCCUCGUGUGUCUCCGCGCCGCGGCUAUCCUGUGAGCGCAGAUGUCCAUCGUUGUCCAAGGCGCCUCGCAGACAUGCAUCUUCCGCGGCGCCUUCGUAUUUAUCUCAAUCCCAUGCAUGUAAAC